CGUUUAUGGUGAAAACUUUAAUGGCAUUGUCAUUAGUCUGUGUAUAUGGUAGUGGUGGAUGCAGCUGAUAAUAGAUUUUAUAUGAUGGUGCAAAUUUGGAAUUUUGAUGGUCAAUCAUUUGCUGAAUUCGUAGUUGUGCUUAAUGCAGCUGAAAAUUACUGGUAGGUAUUAAUUGACAACUGAUAAGAGUUAGUAUGAAGUUUCAAGCAAAAAAGACAUGCUUUAGUGUAAUCAAAUUAUUGUGGAAAGUUUUGCAUGUAUGAAGUAUUAUAUUAGUCAAAACUUCCAUAAAAGAAUAAGUCAAGUGUUAUUAUUUUCAAGUUCACAAAUAUGGCCUACCAUUGAAGGCUUUGCUUGGGAUAUGCUUAUAGUUUUCUCCGGUUUGUUUUAUUUAUAAUUUCAGAGUAACACUGCACUGGCCAUGGAAUUUUUUUGCAAUUUGAUGUCUAAUUGUUCAAUUUGAUGGAUUUGGAUGAGAUGGCUAUUUCUUAAGUUCGCAUAUUCUUUCAUGAUGGCUAUUAGGUCAAAUAAGACCAUUGAUUCAUUUCACAUCCUUUUCUUAAGUGACUUCUGUUAACAUUAUGGAAUAUGGAUGGCAUCAGUGUUUAACUUGAUUGUUAUUAUGUCACAUACUUUGUAUUGUCUCACACUUGACAUUGUGCUUUCGAAAAAUCAAUGGAGGAGCUUCUGUAAGCUUCCGAUAGGCUUCUAAGUAUGUCGAAGCAUUGAUCUUAACACUUAAGCCGGUAGUUGAUGCAUGACAAUUUCUGAAACUCUACGCGCGCGAUUGCAUGGCUUUGGUUGUGUUAUUAUCAACCAGCAAAGGAUGCCUCACUUAAGAAUUGAGACUUAAAAGUUUAUAUUUUGUAGUAAUUGAUAUGAUAUCCGCCUUCUGUUGUAUAGAAUAUGAAUAAAGAACUUGUUGCUUCUAAGACUUAACUGAGAUCUUCUGCAGUAAAGGCAUCAUUCCUUUAGGAACAGGGAAAGGGAAAUUGAAGAUCAUAACAAUCUAGUUAUUUCUAAUCCAACAGCUCAGGUGUAUAAAGCUUAAGUUGCAUCACUCAGUUUCUUGCAUUUUUGUACGCUGAAGCUAAAGGACUUACAAAUCCAUUUUUUUGAGCCCUUCAUCUAAUCGCACAAAUGAAAUGCCUAUAUCAUUAAUGUGAGUUCACAAAUUACUUAAAUGAGAAUUUGGAUAGGUAUGUACCAUGAGCCCUGAGGUUUUCUCUGAUCGACAAGCUCAUGUAGCCUCUCUUUCUGCAGCCUAUAUGGAGAACAAACAUGGACUGGUACAACUUGGAGAAAUCAAAACGAGUGAAAGCUUUCCGAUGUGGGGAGUUUGAUGACUGCAUUGAAAGGGCUGAAGCUGCUCAGGGUAUGCCUCCAAAGAAAAGAGAGAAAUAUGCACGGAGAGAAGAUGCAAUAUUGCAUGCUCUUGAAUUGGAGAGACAACUGAUGGAGAAGAAAUAUGGAAAAUCAGGAAAUUCGUCUAAUGGCAGAAGAAAAUCGCCGGAUGCGGUUACUUCUUCAGAAAGGUUGGGAAACGGCGCAGGAAAUCAAAUAGACUCCAGAUCUGACCAGCUACCUGAGAUGCUUGGUUUAGCUGUUGUAGAAAAGAAUGGGACAGACCAGCAUCCAUGCGAAGAGACGGUUAAGGAGGUAAGUCAACCUAGCGGUGAUGAUGAUAGUGCUGGCGCACUACCUCGAAUGAGAGGGUUGCAGGACUUAGGUCUCCGGACUACUCCACCGAUGAGAGAGGAGCAUUCUGGAGUUGCAAUAUCUCGGGUGAAGAGGAGUAGAAAUGCUUAUUUGACAUAUGAUUCUGGGGAUUGUUCCAAUGAUAAUCAAAAUCUAACCACCCAGAUGGAAAUACCAGUUUCAAAGUUUGACGAAAGCAGCUAUCAAGCUGAUGCUGGGGAAGACCACAUUUCUGGGUCUACAGAGGAUACUGAAACAGAUUGUUCAGAAACUGAUUCUGUGGAGUCGGAUUCCGAUGAAGAAAUGGCUGCUCUAUCUGAUGGUGCGGGUUCUAUAGAAUUACAACCGAAAUAUCCAAGGAGUAUUGAAACACAUGAAGACCAUGGAAGCAUUAGUAGUAGUGAUGACUUUGAUGAAUUGACAUAUGCCGAUGGCUUGCCUCAUCAUUUACCCCAUGGCUACAUGUCAAAUAGCGUGGAGGUUUCCAAGUGGCGACUCAAAAGGAAAAGAAAUAACCGCAACGUUGGGAAAAAGUAUCCUGACAGAACUGAUGCUGAGCUUCCCAAAGGAUAUGCAAACAGCAGAAACUCCAACUGGAGCAGUGGUGGUGGUUUCAAGGCUGAUCCAAUCGAUAAAAGUUUAAGGAACCAUGCAUCCGGAUAUGGAUCGACAGGACUACACAGUUCUCAUGAGACCGCUGAUUUGGAUGGCUUUGCUUGGAAUAAUCAGUCAAUCACCAGAGGAUAUUGGGAGGAUUCACAAGAAUAUGUAGAUCCUUUCUUUGUUGGGAGGCAUCCUUUUGGUGGUCGGGCCAUGCUGAUAGACGUGGAUUUGGAAGUCCAGGCCAACAACUAUCGACGAGAUGUCCCAAUGAUCUCGCUGAUGAGCAAGCUAAAUGGUCACGCUAUUAUAGGCCACCCUAUCCAGAUCGAAGCUCUUGAAAGUGAUUUGUCCGAGAACCAUGUCUCUACAACUGAUUAUUUUCACCCCGAACCUCUGGAGACUCCUGCACUUCCUUCAGCAUGGAGGACCGGUCGGAGGACAGCAAAUUCCCGUGUCCCCCGCCCUUUCCUGAACGGUGAGAGCAAGCAGCACUCUCUAUUCAUCAACCAAGACACUCGCCUAAAGGGGAGUAUGACGCAGAGGAGCUUCCCCCAGUAUCCAAUCGACAGGAAGUUCUCAAGAAACUCUCCCAAGAAGAGCAGCCCGUCGGCCAACCAAAAGAUACGGAGCCUUUCAUCGAUUGCAUCAGACGAGCAGCAUCAGAGCGAUCCCAGAAACGACACGAGCAGUUUUCAAGUGGGCGGGAUGAUCAAAACCGGGAAUCUGCCCACGACAGUUGCUUGCAUACCAGUUAACUUGGUAUUCAGUAGGUUACAUGAGGAGUUGGUUGGUCGGCAUCAGUAAUAAUAUGGAUUAUUGUAGAUGUUGAUUGUUUACUAGUUUCAUGUAAAUUUUAGGCAAUAAUUUUAUAUAAUAACUACACCUGUUGUCACAUUUUGUUGUGAAAAAUACUGAUUUGAUUCUUGAUUUUCUGACAAAUUUGGUGCAGCA
Molecule: messenger RNA, 3252 nt
Organism: Salvia hispanica
Lineage: Eukaryota; Viridiplantae; Streptophyta; Magnoliopsida; Lamiales; Lamiaceae
Source: RefSeq, a predicted model, not a curated record